This is a messenger RNA of Syngnathus typhle (broad-nosed pipefish), 3452 nucleotides long. RefSeq names its product MYCN proto-oncogene, bHLH transcription factor (gene mycn). The transcript is spliced from 3 exons. The record is from RefSeq and is a predicted model, not a curated record. Bases 181 to 1557 code for a protein of 458 amino acids. Gene Ontology annotation, molecular function: DNA-binding transcription factor activity, RNA polymerase II-specific; RNA polymerase II cis-regulatory region sequence-specific DNA binding; protein dimerization activity. Lineage: Eukaryota; Metazoa; Chordata; Actinopteri; Syngnathiformes; Syngnathidae. Gene Ontology annotation, biological process: regulation of transcription by RNA polymerase II.
GCGAGAGUAAAACAGUGCAGCCGGCCACGGUGCAUGUCAGAGGACUGUCUGAGCUCCCCACGUCGAUGAGUGCUCCACAUCUGGUGUCUGUGCCGCUUGCUGACUGCCACUGUCGAGACCAACUGGUCCGCGCGUGAACAACCACAAAUCAGGAUAAGGUUUCUCAAGCGUGGGGGAAGGAUGCCGGCGGUCGUAAGCAAAAACUCCGACAUGGAGUUUGACUCUUUACAACCGUGCUUCUACCCGGAUGAGGACGACUUCUACUUCUGUGGUCCCGACUCGGCGCCACCGGGGGAGGACAUCUGGAAGAAAUUCGAGUUGCUGCCCACCCCGCCCCUUUCCCCGAGCCGCGCCGCGCUACCUGGGGAUGCGGCGGCGGCAGCCUCCCCGGAGGGGGACCUCCUGGGCUUCGGCUUGGGGGACCCACUGGACUGGGCUUCGGAGCUGCUGCUCCUGCCCGAAGACGAUAUCUGGGGGGCGUCCGACGAUUUGGAUCUGUUCGGUUCCGCUUUGGAUACAAACCCAAACAGCAUCAUCCUGCAGGACUGUAUGUGGAGUGGAUUCUCAGCCCGGGAGAAGCUGGAGAGGGCGGUCACGGAGAAAUUGGGCAAGGCUAUUACGAGUUCCACGGCCACGGUGGUCGCAACGGCGGCUACUGCUUCUUCUGCUGCCGCUACUACUUCCGGGAGGCGGGACGUGUGCGUAAAAGCGCCCGAAGCGAUGAGCCGCAGCGCGGCGUCGGAGUGCGUGGACCCCGCCGUGGUGUUUCCCUUCCCGGUGAACAAAAGGAACGGCAGCGGGGAGUCGAUCGUCAGCGCGACAACCACCCACGGGAGCGCCCACAGCGACUCCGAAGAAGAAGAGGAAGACGAGGAGGAAGAAGAUGAUGAUGAUGAUGAUGAUGAAGAGGAGGAUGAUGAUGAGGAGGACGAGGAGGAAAUUGACGUGGUUACGGUGGAAAAGAGGCGCUCCACAAUCAGCAAAACAGCCUUGGCGUGCAGAGGUCAAGAGCAGAGGGGCGUCUGCGCCGCGGGGGGCGUGGCCGGUCGCUUUGUCAGCCGAGCCCCUCAGGAGCUCAUUCUGAAGAGGAGCUCAGUGCACCAGCAGCAACACAACUACGCCGCGCCCUCUCCGUACACGUCAGACGACGACCGGGCGCCGCCCGCCAAAAAGCAGCGGACGUCGGACUCAGCGAGACCGCCGACCAGAACCGCCUCCUCGUCCUGCGCCUCAGCCCCGCGCAGCAAGCGCAGCUCCAGCGGAGACAGCAGCCCUCGGGCCGGCUCCGACUCAGAGGACAGCGAGCGCAGGCGCAACCACAACAUCCUGGAGCGCCAGCGCCGCAACGACCUGCGCUCUAGCUUCCUCACGCUGCGCGACCACGUGCCCGAGCUGGCGUACAACGAAAAGGCGGCUAAGGUCCUGAUCCUGAAGAAAGCCACCGAGUACGUCAGCUCCCUUGACAGGGAGCAACGGCGGCUGCAGCUGGAGAAGGACAAGCUGCAGGCCCGCCGACAGCAGCUGAUGCGCAGGCUCGAGCUAGCCAGGACUCGCUGACGCGCAUCGGCCGCCGUCGACACCCAGAACACUCUCACACGUUCCCGGGAUGACGCCCGGCCGCCGCCGCCUCAGCCACCCACUCCAGAUGGGUAAACUUUGAGUUGGCCUUCACACUUAAGCACAGACAAACAGGCCCGCAUGUACACAAACAUCUCGGAGGGGGCGGAUGCGCAUCGCAGGGAUGUCGAGACUUUCACUGCCGCCACUUUUUUUGCACAUUUGUUGACGUUAAGAAUGUUUAGGGUUUACUUUUUUUCAAUCCAGUCACAUUGAGGAACGAUAAAGAAUGAGGAAAUAGAGGCUUUUCUUUUUUUUUUUAUAUCUUUUUUUGUAUUAUUUGUAUUGUAUGCAUAGUGCUUUUUUUGUACUCACUGUGACACCAGCCUGGAAUCCAAGAGGGAUUCCUACCGGGACCGGUGUUGGAGGGCACUUUGCUCGGAGCGCUCGACUUAACUAAGAAGCCGUGCGCAACUCUAACUUUGCCUUCACCACUGCAAAAGCGGACAAAUUUAUAUGAAAUCGAAAAAGAAAAAAAAGACUAUAUGGACACAAAUGAUGAUGCCACUACAGGUUUUCUUUCACUCCUCGAUCAUACUGGUGCUCCAGCCAAGUAAAUGGAUGUAUACCUGUGCACCUUUCUACCAGACACUUUUGUACAUACAAUGGAGAGAAAGUCUACACACCCCUGGUUCGACUGCUACCUUUUUUGUAAAGAAAAAAAAGAGCUGACGAUGAAUCAAGAUUAUUUUCUACUGUAUAACUUGUACAACUAGACUAAAACAAUAGAGGUGAAGCAAAAAUUCGAGGUGUUUGCAUAAGUGUGCACACCCUCUUAGAACUGGAAUUUAAAUUGAAUCCUAUGUCAAAUGGUAGUUUAAAGUGCCUCUGAAAUAAAGUUGAGCUUGUUCAGUGAGCUAUUCCUGACAUUUAUGUCAACAAUCUUCUGUCUUAAAAAACAACAAUAACAGUCAAUGAUUACAAAAAAUGGCCCAAAGCAUCCAAAUCCACUAAAUUUGUUUUGCAGUCAGGUUUUGAGAAGGCCCACCCAGAGUCCAGAUGUAUAUGAGGUGGAACAGCUGGUGUGAUCUGAAGAGGGUGUGCAUAUUUAUGCAACUAUGUUUUUGUACAUAUUUCUUUUUUCAACUGGGAUGUAUAAGUUAUAGGGCACAUUAAUGACGGGGGGGAAAAAAUGAUUGAAAUGAAUUAUCUCAUUUUUUUAUAUCACAAAAAUGUUGUAUCCAAACAGGGGUGUGCACACUUUUGUUUUUUUUUUAAUAUCCACCAUCCCAGCGAUGUACAGACAAAGUACACUCAGAUCUGCCUUGUUUUAUAAUAAAUUUUGUCCUAGGGUUUUUAUAUAAGUCUAUACAUGUCAGGAAGCUGCCAAUAAUAACUCGACUGGAAUUUUAUAUACCUUUAAAAAGUACUGUAAGGCCUCACUUUUUGAGAGUCAGGAACUUUGUAAUCUAACAAUAUAUUGCUUUCUUUUCCCUUCCUCUUUUUUUUUCUUUGUACAGUAUCAUUUUACUAAUUCUACAGACCUUUGACGCUUUUUAGUGUGAACCUGAGACAUACUAAAUUUGAUACUUAUAUUUUCGUAUGAAAAUGAGUUCCCGGUAGAUAUCAACUUAUCUUUUUUCAUCUUCUAUCUCAGACUUUUGUACAGCAAAUGUGUUCUAUCCUAAUGUACUUUUUAACCCCCCACCCCUUCCCCCCCAAACUUUCUUUUGUUUAUAUUUGUAACUAUCGGGCGCAUAGAACUGGGUAUAUGGAUAUGAGAUGUUUCCCCCCCCCCCCACUCCCGAUUUUUCAAAUGUACAUUUAUUAGUGCUGCAACUCAUAGCACUUUGAAAUACCUCAUUUUGACAAAUAAAUAGACAUCAUUAAACCGG